UUUAAUUUUUUAGUCCCCAGGGUGAUCACAUUAUCAAAAUGAGAGAAGGGAAUUUGUGGAGCAGGGACACCUGAUAACGAUUUUAGUAGGAUAAUCCUACAAAGGAUGGCUCGCACUUUGGAACCACUGGCAAGGAAGAUCUUUAAAGGAGUUUUAGCGGUGGAACUUUUCGGCGUUUUUGGAGCGUAUGUUUUAUUUAGAAAGAUGGACACAAGCCAAGAUUUCAGGCAAACAAUGAGCAAGAAAUUUCCCUCCAUCUUAGAAGUUUAUUACAAAUCCAUCGAAUAUUCUGGAAUGUAUGGAAUCAGACAGCAAGAUGAAGAAAAAUGGUUGAACAACAAAAGUUAGGAGUUUGGCCAGUGAUCAACGUUUACCUUACUUUAUAGUAUUAGGCAAGAUUAAAAUUCCAGAGCCGAUAUGGAUGGAUUUUGGAGUAUUUAAGGCAAAAUGUAAAUUCUAAUUAAUCCAGAGGUUUUAUUCUUUGGACUAUUAAGAAAUUAUUGAAGGUAUGUUUAUUAUAUUAUAAAUAAAGUUUUGUUUAUACUAUUCAAAA
This is a messenger RNA of Phyllostomus discolor (pale spear-nosed bat), 553 nucleotides long. RefSeq names its product CEBPZ opposite strand (gene CEBPZOS). The record is from RefSeq and is a predicted model, not a curated record. Bases 106 to 348 code for a protein of 80 amino acids. The transcript has 5 exons. Lineage: Eukaryota; Metazoa; Chordata; Mammalia; Chiroptera; Phyllostomidae.